This is a messenger RNA of Sinocyclocheilus grahami, 1424 nucleotides long. RefSeq lists its product as uncharacterized. The record is from RefSeq and is a predicted model, not a curated record. NCBI's taxonomy places the organism in Eukaryota, Metazoa, Chordata, Actinopteri, Cypriniformes, Cyprinidae. The transcript is spliced from 7 exons. Bases 1 to 699 code for a protein of 232 amino acids.
AUGAGAAAUGUUUACGGUCAAGUGAACCAAGCCAAUCAGUCCAACCCACUGGGCUCUGGACUGGGGUACCUAGAGCACAUCUGCCAGCUCAUAGAGAAGAUCGGACAGCUACAGGAACACAACCUUCGACUACAGAAACAGAUCUGUGGCCUGCAGAAGGAAGGCAGGGUGAUCAAGGCUAAAGAGGACUUCUUCAUGCAGCACUGUAGCUGUGGAGCAGCCAGCUUGGCCUUCCAAGAGCUCAAGAGACACUUUCGCAGUGACCACUACAGCCUGACGGCAUCAAGCGGCACACUGUCUGACCUCAGCACAAUCCCUGAGGUCACGCGCAUCCCCCUCAGGGCAGCCAUGGGAGAUGGUGACAUGGGUUGCCAACCUGCUCUUCCUGUUUGGAGGAGGGGUCUGAAUCGAAGGAGCUACACAGAGGAAGAGGCCAAGUACCUGAGUGACAGCGCUGAGGUCCUCUCCGCUCCUCACAGACGGUUGAGUGAGAACUAUACAUGGGGAAGAGUGAAGGAAAUGGUGAAGAAGACCAAACUGAGGAACCAAAGCCGGCUGGGACUGUCUUCAGGCUCCCUGAAGAGAUCAUGUCCACAGCUUUACCGCCCAGAUGUGAUGCCAGCAGAACGGCCCAGGACAAACAGAAACUCCAUGAUCGCUCUGGGACAUCAGAAACUGGACUAUCUGUGGCCACAGUAGUAUAACUCAGACAUUGAGCAGAUGGCCUGCGAUGGGGCAGCUUUUCCAAAAAGCAAAGCACAAAGUGGUAGUUUUUGCCAUUUGCAGAUGGUUUUCCAGACUGAGGAACAAGAUAGGAGAGAAAUGCACAAGAAAACAAUGAAUGGGAUUGGAGUAAUGAUAGAAAAAAGUUGGUAUCACGUGUAUAGGUAAUACUAAGAGAGAUGCUUAUAUGUUGAUUAAAGUGUUAAGUUGACCUGUUGAUGGAGCUCGUUUGUGUGACAUCACAUUUCUGUAAAUGUCAUUAAUUCAGAUGAAGCACUCAUUAGAUUUGUCAGCUAAUGAGGUACUAUUAAAGACGAUAUAAACGUGGAAAUGAUUUACAGAAUGUGAACAGAAGGGAAUUACAGAAAAUCCUUAUGUAUAGUCUAAUGUAAAUUUCUGCCAGGACAAUUUACCAGAUGCUGUCCUAAUUGUAAAAUACUUGAAAUACAUCCAAAUGAUAACAAAUGUUGAACAUGCAUGCUAUAUCUUUAUAUAUAUAUCAUUUCGUACCACUAUUAUAAGAAGUGCCGUAAGUGAGUAUACAGAUAUAACAAAUAUGCAUGUAUGUAUCCAUGAUGCAUGGAUCAUAUGUGAAGAUGAGAGUGGAUAAGAGGUGCUCCCACGUCUGAAUUCCUCUAUCUACAGACAUACAGUGGGUACGGAAAGUAUUCAGACCCCUCUAAAUUUUUCACUCUUUGUUA